AUGGCUAAUAUCCAGCGGAUUGUCAUUUCGCUGUUGGUCAUUUUGACCGCUACCUUCCUGUUCAUGGGACAGACAGCACAGGCGGCAAAGGGUCCAAAGAUCACGCACAAGGUCUACUUCGACAUCGAGCACGAUGGCCAACCGCUGGGUCGGAUUGUUAUGGGUCUCUACGGCAAGACCGUUCCCAAGACCGCAGAGAACUUCCGAGCACUAGCCACCGGCGAAAAGGGUUUCGGUUAUGAAGGAUCAGCCUUCCACCGUGUUAUCAAACAAUUCAUGAUCCAGGGCGGUGAUUUCACAAGAGGAGACGGUACUGGCGGCAAGUCAAUUUAUGGUGACAAGUUUGAAGACGAGAACUUCAAGUUGAAGCACACCAAGAAGGGCCUGUUGAGCAUGGCCAAUGCGGGCAAGAACACAAACGGGUCACAGUUCUUCAUUACUACCGUUGUCACAAGUUGGCUUGAUGGGCGUCAUGUCGUAUUUGGGGAAGUGCUCGAGGGCUACGAUGUUGUCGAGCAAAUUGAAAAUGUACCCAAGGGCUCGGGUGACCGUCCAGCCAAGCCAGUCAAGAUCGUUAAGAGCGGAGAGCUGCCUGUGCCGCCCGAAGAACAACCCAUCUACUCGAACGUGCAUCCUGAGUAUAUGAAUGACGAUGAUGGAGAGGAUGAACUUGGGACAAACCCACCACCGGUGGAGGAUGAAAUUGAAGCACUGCCCAAAGAAUUGCCUGCGAGUGAGGAAUUGUUUAGUCCUGUGGAGGGGCUAGUGACUCAAGCAUACAUGCAGAAAGCAGUGCUCUUUCUUCUCAUCAUGGUGGUUGUUGUGGUCAUAGUCAAGCGACGCAGAUUCCCAGCCCACAAGUCGGAUGAUAAAAGCAUGGCGUAA
Molecule: messenger RNA, 885 nt
Organism: Fonsecaea nubica
Lineage: Eukaryota; Fungi; Ascomycota; Eurotiomycetes; Chaetothyriales; Herpotrichiellaceae
Product: peptidyl-prolyl cis-trans isomerase B
Exons: 4
Coding region: 1-885 (294 amino acids)
Biological process (GO): protein peptidyl-prolyl isomerization; protein folding
Cellular component (GO): endoplasmic reticulum; fungal-type vacuole
Molecular function (GO): peptidyl-prolyl cis-trans isomerase activity
Source: RefSeq, a predicted model, not a curated record